Molecule: messenger RNA, 1154 nt
Organism: Ostrinia nubilalis (European corn borer)
Lineage: Eukaryota; Metazoa; Arthropoda; Insecta; Lepidoptera; Crambidae
Product: macrophage mannose receptor 1-like
Exons: 5
Coding region: 76-1029 (317 amino acids)
Molecular function (GO): signaling receptor activity
Source: RefSeq, a predicted model, not a curated record
CUAAGAUGAUACGUGUAGCGUCACCAGUGUUAUGGUAAAAUUAGUAGUGCGCACGCGUCUUGCAGACAGUUCAAAAUGUUACGAUACAAAUUGUUUACUUCUAUUUUAUUCGUCUCUAUGGUGACGAUCUCCCAUUCGCAACGGGACAAGAAGUAUUUUCGCAAAGACUACACAUACAUUGAAGCGACCGACAGCUUUUACAAGAUGCACACGAUUCACAAAACCUGGGAAAAUGCCAAAGACCUGUGUGCCAUGGAAGGUGCCACUUUAUUCUACCCUGAAAAUCAGAAAGAGGCAGAAGCUGUGUCGCUAUACUGGAACGCAACACAACCCUUCCCUCACAUAUUCAUCGGUGCUUCCAGCUUGAUUGCUAAGGGAAUCUUCGAAACUGUUGAUGGUCAGCUGAUAUCAGACGUGUACUCCAACUGGGCUCCUGGUGAACCAAACGACUCAUACGGCAAUGAGGACUGCGUGAGCAUGAACAAAGACCAGACCUUGAAUGAUCUCAGCUGCGAGCACAAAAGCCCUUUCGUUUGCAAGAAAACGCUUGACUCUCUGGACUGGAACACGAAGUGUGAUAUACCAUAUUUAGAUUAUGAAUUCGACGAGACUCUGGGCAAGUGCUACAAGUUCUACUCUGAACCAAGGACGUGGCGUGAUGCGUACGUAGCCUGCAGCGCAGAACUGUCAUACUUGGCCAUCAUUGACAGUCAAGCAGAGGCUGAUCAUCUGGCGAAAAUAACAACAGAAGCCCCUAAGGAAGACAGCCAGAAUGCCCUCGAAGAUACAGUGUUUCUGGGCUUCAACAAAUUGAGAAAAGGAUGGAAGACUAUUAAAGGCACAAAACUACAAAACAGUGGCUAUACCAAAUGGGGAGAUCAGCAACCUGAUGGUGGAGACAGUGAAUCAUGCGGUGGCAUAUCCUAUGACGGUCUCUUGAAGGACGCCAAGUGUGAAGACCAGAGCUAUUUUAUUUGCGAACAUGACGUGGCUCCUUCUUACAACUUACACGAGAGAUUCGGCGACUAGUGUUCACGGUGAUAUUUUAGUUAGCUAGAUUCAAAUUACCUAGUAGAGGAUACGUUUUGGAUGCUCUUGCAUUUCUUAUUAGAUAAAUCUUUAAUUAUUAUAUAUAAUAAAAAUAUACUCAUUUA